Molecule: messenger RNA, 834 nt
Organism: Nannochloropsis gaditana CCMP526
Product: glycoside hydrolase family 37
Exons: 4
Biological process (GO): carbohydrate metabolic process
Source: RefSeq, a predicted model, not a curated record
UUCCUUCUCGGUCUCGUUGCCCCCUUUUUGACCGAUGCACAGCAUGCAUGCAACACAACUCUCCUUCUUGACAAGGCCAAAACGCUUCUGCUGACAAAUUUCGAUGCGGAACAAGGUUGGACAGUUCCUUCCAAAGCGACGGCGCCCUACCUAGACUCGACCUCCUCCCUCUUCACAGCCUAUGCAUACGCAAAAUUUGAUCCAGAUGCCGGGAUGAAGGAGCUGAUUGCAUGCCUAUCGGGGCAGUGGCCCUCCACCGGCCUCGUUCCCCGCAUCCGCUUUCCCCCCUCGAGCGAGGGCUCGGCCUGGCUGGAGGGCACUUACUACCCGGGACCGGCCCAGUGGCAAACCCCACGCGACGGGUCUGCUGCUGCUCUGAGCACUGCAGGACUGGCUGCACCACCGUGGCAUGCCAUCGUGGCCAUGCAGCUUUUCAACGUCUUUCCCCCGAUCUUCAAGUAUCACCAAUACCUUCACACCUCCCGCGACGCCAAGAACCACUUGGUCUUUUCGCAUCAUCCCUGGGAGAGCGAGCUCCCAGGAGACUCGCCCGUGUGGAGCGCGGCGCUGGCAGCGACCAAGGAGCGGGUGGAGGCCGAGGCCUGGAGCCCCCGCGUGCCCUUGGACGAGCCGGCGGCCGUGCCGGGCUAUCCGGGGGAUGAUGUGUUCGGGCCGGAAUUGUACCUGGUGGAGCUCAUGGCCCGGCUGGAGUACGAGGACGCGCGCAUCCAGCAAUCCACACCCUUCUUGGCGCUGGACGUGGAGUUUAACGCCGUCUUGGCCGCCGCCGACGUGGCUCUGGCGGACAUGGCUAAACUCCAGCACCGUCGAUGA